Molecule: messenger RNA, 1418 nt
Organism: Cercospora beticola
Lineage: Eukaryota; Fungi; Ascomycota; Dothideomycetes; Mycosphaerellales; Mycosphaerellaceae
Cellular component (GO): membrane
Source: RefSeq, a predicted model, not a curated record
CAUUUUGGCCUUUCGCGCGCACCGGGGCAUUAAAACCCCGUGCACUGCUGGGCGCGAAGGAAGUAAGCGUCAUUGUGGAAGGCUUGCGCCUCGCGUGUCUACAGUAUAACAUUGCUCGAGAGCCGCAUCUAUCAACGCUCAUAAUCUGCAACAACAUCUUCCUUGGAGCUGCACAGCAGGGGUGACUCUGCAUACAUCUGCCCAAGAUGCCUACUCACGAUCCAGUCCACGUGCUGGACGACUACUACCUGGCGAUAACACUCCUGGUCACGGUCGCCUACCAGUUGAUUGGCUUCGCGUUUGCUUUCACCUUCAAAUUCGACAAGCUCACAGAUUUCAUGGGCGGCACCAAUUUCGUGUUACUCGGAAUCCUGACACUGGCACUUUCGGGGACCACAAAUGCGCGUCAAAUCAUCACAUCUCUGAUGCUGAUGCUAUGGGCAGCUCGCCUCUCCGGAUUUCUCCUGUUCCGAAUCUUGAAGACCGGCAAGGACGACAGAUUCGACGACAAGCGAGACAAAUUCUUUCCGUUCCUCGGCUUUUGGGUAUUCCAGAUGUUCUGGGUUUGGACAGUCUCGAUGCCAGUUGUCAUCCUGAAUAGCCCCAAUGUACUGCAGUACCGACAGCCCAGCUUCGGCAAGGGCAGCGACAUCUUUGCCAUAAUCUGGUUUGCGCUCCAUUUUGGCCUCGAGGCGCUGAGUGAUAUUCAAAAGUAUCAAUUCAAGCAGGGUGCAGGAAGUCAACCCGGUGCAGUGAACAACAAGGGGUUCUGGAAAUAUUCGAGGCAUCCAAACUACUUUGGCGAGAUCAUGGUUCAGCUUGCGAUCUAUAUCAUUGCCAUUACGCCCGCAUCGUACGGAACUGUGCCAUCUGGUUCAGGAGCAUAUGCGGCCUUGUAUGCCUCCAUCGUAGGCUUCAUCUUCCUUACGACACUGCUUCUAUUCGUGAGCGGCUUGACACUUCAGGAACGUCCUGGAGCCAAGAGACGCUAUGAGAAGGGUACUGGCUGGCACGACUACGAGAAGUAUCUGCAAGAGACCAGCAUCUUAUUUCCCAUGCCACCGGCUAUCUGGCGGAAUCUUCCGGUCAUUGUGAAGAGGACCAUAGGAUUGGAAUUCCCAAUCUACGUCUUCGACCCUGCGAAACACGCCGACCAAGACGCCGUGAAGCAGAACCGCGCAGAACAGGGACAAUCCGGAAGUGAAGGAGGCCAGCACAGACAAAGCACCGAACCCUUGAAUUAAACCCUGACGACUGACCCGACGAUGUUACGAAGGAUUUGAGCGUACAGCGACCACAAAUACCCACAUAGACACUAAUUUCUGCUGCUUUUGUUAACUGUAUAAGAUCUGUAAUUGUAUUUUCCGACAAUUUAUUCGAUGGCUCACCGCUCACCACUUCUCCAUCAUGGGUCGAAU